GGGAGGGGCAGGGAAAGGAGACCUCGGGCGCCAGGGACCUAGCGGGCUCUUUCUUCCAGGCGUCCCGGGCUGCCCUCACUACCAGUCCCCGCCGUCUCAUUUGCCGCCUUCCGACGCGUGACCCCGGCGCGCUCGCGUCCCGGGCCGGUGACAGGCGCGAGGUGCGCCGAUCGGUCCCAUGUGCGCCCUCCCUCUCGCGGCCGCUGCAGUCACCGCGCCCCGAAUCCAGCUCCAGCUCCUCUGCCGAGGCCUCGCCGCCGCCAUGUCUACCGCCAGGCCACUCAAAUCCGUGGACUACGAAGUGUUCGGGAGAGUGCAGGGUGUUUGCUUCAGGAUGUACACUGAAGAUGAGGCAAGGAAAAUAGGGGUGGUUGGCUGGGUGAAGAAUACCAGCAAAGGCACUGUGACAGGCCAAGUGCAAGGCCCCGAAGAGAAAGUCAAUUCCAUAUAUAAAGGGGCCUGGAGGUCGGUGGAUGUUGCGCUUGGCCAGCUGAUCCUCAACGUCAGGACCUGGGUCUGUGGGAUUUACUUGUUCUUUCCUUCGUGGCUGUAAAAGGACUGCUCCAACUUCCAACAUUGCGACUACACUCAGAGGUGGAGGAAGGAAUGGCUCUGGGUCUGUUCCUUUUUAUCUGGGAAGCGAACUUUCCCACAAGCCUGCAGCACACUUCCAUGUAUAUGCCAUUGGCCAUCUCUAGCUGAAUCAGCAUUCCCGGCCACUGGUAAGGAAGGUGAGUGUUUUGUGUUCUUUUAUGAGAUGGUCAGCCACCUAACUGAGGUAACCUCACUGAAGCUCAGGAAAAAAAACGCUUACUAUGCUCCCAGGUCCUAGAGACAGAAGGCAUGGCAUGCCAUGCCGGGUCAAGGGGACAACACCAGGGGAGUCAGGAUGGAGUGAGGGGAAGGGUUAGGCCAGAGCCUUUGUUGGGGUGUCUGUGGGGAAGGUAAGGCAAGGCAGGGCAGGUGAACAGUUUAGGAUUGGCUAGUAGGAAUUAUUCUGGAGGGCUUUGGACUGUAGGGGUGGUCCCCAGUUGCCUGGAAUCUGGCCCUGGGAAAUUUAAAGGAGAGGACAGUUGCCUCCUGGGAUGCAGGGCCCCAUGAAGGAGGUAGGGCUCUGGAUUGGUUAGUUUGCAUAUUAAAGGCAGGCUCAGGGCUGAGCUCUUUGUUGUCUCUAAGAAUUGACAAGUGCCCAGGAAGGGCAGUCUCUCUCCAGCUAGAAAGGCUUUUUAAGAUGUCAAAACCUCAUAAUAUAUAGAAAAUAAAAAUAUGUAUUAUAUAGUGAGGAGGGUAAUGGUGGUGGGUUCACUGCUCAACAAUGCCUACCACACAUCUCAAGACUCCUGAAGGGAAGGGGUUGUCCUGUUUGUCCUUGAAUUGCCCAAUUGAGGCUGGGAAGGAGGUUUGGGGUCAAACUGUGAAAAGCCUUGCGUGUCAUGUUAGUUGGUCUUGUCUUCUGUCAGUGUUGGGGAGUCAUUGAAAAGUUUUAGGCCAGGAGUAGCACAGGAUCUUGGGGGUUAGGAUGUUAACUUGGUAGCGUGGGCUAAGAACUGGAGGAAGAGAGCUUGGAAUCAGGGAGACUAAUUAACAAUGCCAUACUGUGGUUUGAUAAAGUAGAGGGAAAAUAAUACAAGGAAUUCAGAAAAUCUAAUUUUGAGGUCACCAUCUAGAACAGUGAUUCUCAAAGUAUGACUCUGGACCAGUAGCAUCAGCAUUACUGGCAACUUGUUGGAAAUGCAAAUUCUUGGGCCCCUACGGAAUCAGAAGCCCUGGGGGUGAGUCCAGCAAUCUGUGUUUUAACAAGACUUCCAGGUGACUCUUGAAGUACCUAAAGCUUAAGAACCACUAACUAGAAUAAUAGGCUUGGGGGUGGAAGAGAGCUAGGUGAGUCACUGAUCCAAAGAAACCUAUCUGCAUAUUAGAAUCACAUGGGGAGCUUUUUCAUGGCAACUAGGUUGGGCCCCCUAGUAGAACAACUAAAUCGCAAUCUCUGGGGUUAGGACCCAGGCAUCAAUUGCUUUCUAUUGCUCCCAGAUGCUUCCAAUGUGCAAUCAGGGCUGAGAACAACUGAUCUUAUUUAACCCUCAUUGAUGAGACAGCUCAGAGCUGGAAGGUGAGUUGCUCAAGUUCAUACAGCAAGUUCAGGUAAGAAUCCAUUUUUUAAGCUUCUCCUUGAUGCUUUAGACACUAUCCCAACUUUUAAAUAAUUUGCUUUAAGACAAUGGCUUCUAGAUCAUCCACAGUAACAAAUAUUACUGCCAAACUUUUAGAAGAAACAUAGGUUACAGCAUUAUUAAAAACUCAGUUCUUUAGUUAACAAUAUUUCACACUUCAGAAAGUUAUCCUUUUUAUAAAGAUUUCAUAAAAAUAGAUAUUUUCACCAUAAGCAAAAAAGAGUAUAGAUAAGAUAUGGGUAAAUAGUGCUCUGUUAUUUGUAUUUGUGUGUGUUAAGUAAUAACACUUUCUUCCAACUCUAGGUGGAGCUCUUUGGUUUAUACAUACAUAUAUUGUUUUAUUUAUAAUUUUGAGAGUCUUAGUUUUAAAAAAGGAGGUAUUUGAGAUUUUUUUAAUUUAAAAGUUUAUAAGACAUUCGCAACAUUGCUCUGCUUUCCUUUUCUUCUUGUUUUAGAGUCAUAGAUCUAAAAACUCAUUUUUAUUUCACUGCUUGACCAAAGAAUCCAAAUCCAGGCCUCAGAGAGUCAUUUUCAAAACCAUCUUAAAUCUGUAUUGUUUUCCCAUAGUCGUUAACGAAUGGAGUAUGUUUCCUAGAGCUUUUGUUUUUUAUAAGUCUCAGUGUUGAAAUAGAAUUUCUAUAAGAUGGGCUUCCUUUUCUGAAUAAUGUCAGUAAGAAAAAAUCUGGGGGAUAACAUAGCUGUUGCUAUAGUAAUUUCUUCAACUAUAUUUACCCCAUUGUGUACAAAGGAAUGUUAACAGCUACCUUCCUGUAACAUAAAUGAAACAUUUUGCUGCCACUUCUUUUGCUCUUUCCUCUUUGCUAUCUCAGUAUUCUCCCUUCUACUGGGAGUGCACUUGAAGCAAAGUUCCUAGAAUAUGCCUCAUGUUAGUUUUAGGUGAUGUGAGCCAGUGGUUGUGGUUCCCGGACCAGCAGCAUCACCAUUGGCAUCACCUGGAAGUUGGUUAGAAAUUCAGAUUCUGGGGUCCCACCCCAGGCCUACUGAGUGAGAAACCCUGGGGGUGGGGUCCCGCAAGUGUCGAACCACUGGUAUAUGCUAUUUUGAAAGGAGAGAAAUCCUAUAGUCACUGGCGCCUACAUAAAAAAAAAAAAAACCAAAAAACUCCUGUGCCAUAAUCUGUGCCCAUUUUGGGGUUGCUCAAGGCUCUUAAAAUCAUCUAGGGACUUUGUUAAAAGGCAGAAUUCUCAUUCAGUAAGUUUGAGGUGGAGCCUGAUACUCUGCAUUUCUAACCCAAGCUCCCAAGUGAUGUAGGUUUUGCUUAUCCAUGGAGCACAUCUGGAGUAUGGAGGAUAUUGACCAGACACAUAGCACGUGUUAAGACCAUACUCAUGCCCACAUAUCAAAGUUACCUAUGAUUUCUGAGUAUAUAUUUUUGGUUUAGUAUAUCUAAGGUCAAUGAGUUUUUCCUUUUUAAUCACAGUGGAAAGAGACAAUUUCUGGAAUAUAGUGCUCAUUUGUCUAUAAAGUGACUCACCCUUAUUAAGUGCUACAAGAGGGUUUGUUUGCCAGGUACUGUCUCUGAGGCCCUCUACUGUAUCAGAAGCAGGCACACUUGAGGAGUGCGUUAGUUUUUAAUUGAGAAACUUAUUCAUGGCAUGAUGAAGCUAGAAAGAAAGUCCUGAAGUUAGGUGAUGUUUUCAGACAAAAAGAAGUGGUUCACAAAUGUUUGGAAUCAUUCAUUUAUGUUUUUUUUUAUUGACGUGUAGUUGAAUUACAAUGUUGUAUUACUGCUGUACAGCAAAGUAACUCAGUUAUACAUAUAUAUAUACAUUCUUUUUCAUAGCCUUUUCCAUUAUGGUUUAUCACAAGAUAUUGAAUAUAGUUUCCUGUGCUGUACAGUAGGACCUCGUUUUUUAUCCAUUCUGCAUAUACCAGUUUGCAUCUGCUAAUCCCAACCUCCCAAUCUAACCCCUCUCACACCCCUCACCCCCUUGGCAACCAUCAUUCUCUUCUCUGUCCCUGUGGAAUCAUUGAGUGCUCCAUAUUUAUUUAGCACCUGCCAUGUGAAGCAUUGUGCUAGGCACUUUGGGAAAUUUAAAAAAAAGUCCUUAACACUGAGAUUCUAAUCUACUCAAGGAAACAAAACCUAUGCCUGUGAAAGUUAAUUACCAGUAUAGAGAGCAUGCUGUCCAAUGGUAAAGAAGUGUGGUAGAACCUCAGGAGACCAAAAGGUAGUUAUUGGCUGAGGAGGUUAAAACUAUGGAGUCUGAUUUGGACUUUGGGGUGGGUAGAAUUUAGAUAUUCAGAGCAGAGUGAAGGAGAGGACUCCAUAAAAGACAGGGCGGUAGGGCCAGGAUGCAACUUCCAGAAGUGAACCACAUGGGAAUACAGGAAUAGUUCAGACUACAUGGAGUUUAGACUUUCUUUCUGGGAGAGAUUUUAAAAGUGAGCUGGAGCCAGAUUAGUUAGGAUUUAACUGCCAGGUUUAUGAGUUUAGACUUAACCCCUUGUGCAGCAAGGAGACAUUGAAGACUUUGAGGUGUGUGUGUGUGUGUGUGUGUGUGAGAGAGAGAGAGAGAGAGAGAGAGAGAGAGAAUGACCCAAUCAUAACGAUGAUUUAGGAAGAGUCAUUAGUGGAAUGUG
This is a messenger RNA of Orcinus orca (killer whale), 4775 nucleotides long. RefSeq names its product acylphosphatase 2 (gene ACYP2). The record is from RefSeq and is a predicted model, not a curated record. Gene Ontology annotation, molecular function: acylphosphatase activity. The transcript has 4 exons. NCBI's taxonomy places the organism in Eukaryota, Metazoa, Chordata, Mammalia, Artiodactyla, Delphinidae. Bases 179 to 553 code for a protein of 124 amino acids.